Molecule: messenger RNA, 2390 nt
Organism: Equus caballus (horse)
Lineage: Eukaryota; Metazoa; Chordata; Mammalia; Perissodactyla; Equidae
Gene: PMM2
Product: phosphomannomutase 2
Biological process (GO): GDP-mannose biosynthetic process; protein N-linked glycosylation; mannose metabolic process
Cellular component (GO): cytosol
Molecular function (GO): phosphomannomutase activity
Source: RefSeq, a predicted model, not a curated record
CCCGGAAGUUCCGGGUCGAGUUCCGGGUGCCAACGAGUCGUGCCAGGUGUGCGAGAAAGCCAGGGACAUGGCGGCGCCCGGCCCAGCGCUGUGCCUUUUCGACGUGGACGGGACCCUAACGCCCCCGCGGCAGAAAAUUACCAAAGAAAUGGAUGACUUUCUACAGAAAUUGAGGCAGAAGAUCAAAAUCGGAGUAGUAGGCGGGUCAGACUUCGAGAAAGUGCAGGAACAACUGGGAAAUGAUGUGGUUGAAAAAUACGAUUAUGUGUUUCCAGAAAAUGGCUUGGUAGCGUACAAGGACGGGAAACUCGUGUGUAAACAGAGUAUUCAAGGUCACCUGGGUGAGGCCCUCAUCCAAGAUUUAAUCAACUACUGUCUGAGCUACAUUUCGAAAAUUAAACUCCCAAAGAAGAGGGGCACUUUCAUUGAAUUCCGAAACGGGAUGUUAAAUGUGUCCCCUAUUGGGAGAAGCUGCAGCCAGGAAGAACGCAUUGAGUUCCAUGAACUGGAUAAAAAAGAAAAUAUAAGACAAAAAUUUGUAGCGGAUCUGCAGAAAGAGUUCGCAGGAAAAGGCCUCACGUUUUCCAUAGGAGGCCAGAUCAGCUUCGAUGUCUUUCCUGAGGGAUGGGACAAGAGGUAUUGCCUGCAACAUGUGGAGAAGGACGGCUAUAAGACCAUUUAUUUCUUUGGAGACAAAACUAUGCCAGGUGGGAAUGACCAUGAGAUCUUCACAGACCCGAGGACUGUGGGCUACACGGUGACAGCGCCCGAGGACACGCGCAGGAUCUGUGAGGAGCUCUUCUGACGGUCCCUUCCCGGGGCAGCGGGGGAGGCCCGGCCAACAAGCCUGACAGGGUCAUUCGGUGGCCAAAGCCAGGACCACCCUCUCCCCCCCGCAUCCCGCUGCCCCCGGCCCACCCCAGGCUCUCGGCGUUCAGUCCAGUCCUCACACCGGGCUGAACAGCCAUGUUGUCACUCGCCACUCUGCAGGGAAUCACCCUCCACCCCCACUGCCAGAACAGCCCCAGGGAGCGGGCAGGACUAGUCAGGAAUGGCUCCAAGGAACACCUCAGUGAAGGAACUUGUCCCCCACCCUGCAUCUCACACCCCCGAUACUGCAAUCACAGGACACAUGGUUUUCUGGGAAACUUCCCCAGCAUUCUAGAAUGAUGCAGAAAGGACGAAGGUGCCUGGACCCUCCCUCUUCAGGGGUCUUGUGAAAAAUGUAACAGGUGGUAAUGUUUGGACUUCCUGCUUCAAUGCGAGAGGGGAUUUGGUGAUGGGAAAGAACGGACGGGACUUGACAGCGAUCGAGCCCCGGGACAGAAGCUCAGAAACCCCUCCUGGAAAGUGCCAGCUGGGGGGGCUUGAUGGCGGCGCUGUGGUCGUGGUCGUGGGGCGGGUUGAGAGCGAAGUGACUGCGUGCGCUCUGUUCUCCCACCUGCUUCCUGUUUGUGACACACAGACCUCAGCGGGGCCUGUGGCUGGACUGCUGGCCAAGCGCCAGCCGACCCCAAGGAGCUCAUGCCUUGGCUGGCCUCAGAAGCAGGUAGCUCUGCAUUCACCACCCUGAAAAGCCCCUGCUGGUUCUGUAACCGUGGAGAUGGGGAAACAGCCAACAGCCGUCUCAAGCACUGGCACACAGCCCUCCCCGGAUGCCGGCUCUGCGCCCAGGUCCCGAGACACGAGGUUCGGUAUGACACUUCACCAAAAGACCCUUCCCCAUCUGGGGCUGGACGGGGCUCCCCGAGGCCGCCUUCGCCUCUGGUUUCUCAGGGAUCGUGUAAGAGCCCAGAUGAUUAACAGAAUGGGAGCUGCUCCGUUUCUCUGCGGCUCUUUAAUAACUGAGCGUGCCCACCCAGGCCUGGACCUGAGGGCUGGGGGCGGCUGUGGUUGGGCCGGCCACCCGCAAGUUCCUUGUGAAACUGGAAGGCAGCUCCAGGCCCUUGUCGAGAACAUGCUGGAAGAGCUUUCCAAGGAAACGUCACUUUUCAGCAUCUGGAAAUGUCAGGACCCACAGACCCUCCAUAGACCAGUGCUGGGGCCGGCUUCCAUCCACAGCGUGGCCUCUGCUGGGGGCCAGCUGGCCUGACCCCUGGCCCAGGGAGCCUGUGCUCUGUACCCUCGCCCCCGCCCCCAACCUCCCCGGGCACUUUGGUCACAGAGGAACCUGGCUCCCUCCAAACCUGGCCCUGGGCUGGUCUGAGCUGGGGGCCAGGUUGGGUGCAGUCCGCCCCUCGCCCGCCCAUUCACCACACACAGGAUCGCCAUUUCUCCCUGGUCCCUAGGACACGCCAUCCGGUGGCUUCUUUCCUUGUUGAAUUUUGCAAAUGGUACUGUAAUCUUUCAAAGUGAAAAGUAUCAAAUUAAAGUGAUUUUAUUGUUUCCUA